Fundulus heteroclitus (mummichog) is the source of this 5067-nucleotide messenger RNA. Its product is annotated as contactin-4. Gene Ontology annotation, cellular component: plasma membrane; axon. Gene Ontology annotation, molecular function: protein binding. Gene Ontology annotation, biological process: cell-cell adhesion; axon guidance. Lineage: Eukaryota; Metazoa; Chordata; Actinopteri; Cyprinodontiformes; Fundulidae. The coding region runs from base 418 to 3366 and encodes 982 amino acids. The record is from RefSeq and is a predicted model, not a curated record. The transcript is spliced from 23 exons.
GGAGAUGCAGCUGAUUAGGAUGCUGUGAUGAUGGGCAUGAAACAGUUUGUAAUAGUUUGAUUGGAGGGGAGUGGUUUGCAUCUGCCUGCCCUUUAUAGCCGUGAAAGGAAAAAAAAAAAAAAAAAGACAGACACUUUCUAGUUCGCUGUCGGGACGUCUUGCGGUCCUCCCAGCCACUCUGCAGCCUGCGCGGCUCGGCGCACAUCCUCUCUCCAGUCCUCGCUGCGGCGUGUCUCCUCUCCGGAGCAGGAUCACCCAACCCUCUGGGGGAUAACAACUCAACGCUCUUUAGGCUGAAGAAUAUUUUGGGUGACAGUCCAAGCCUUUCAAAGCAUCAUCAGGUUCCUAACAAAGGGAGGGUUUGCCCAGGAAGUGUUCUUCACUGUCUGUCAGAACAAGAAUCUUUCACCUUGGAAAAUGAAGAUGUUGUUGCCAUGGGAACUCUUAAUCCUCCUGUCACUCAAAGAGUGCCUAGCCGAGAAUGCCCGUCACGGACCUGUCUUCACCCAGGAGCCCAGUGACAGUAUUUUCCCGAUGAGCACCGGCGACAAGUUGGUGUUCAUUAACUGCAAAGCGAAGGGUAACCCACCUCCAUAUUAUAGGUGGAAAGUGGAUGGGAGGGAUAUAGACACGGACUCGGAUCCAAGCUACAGCAUUGUCGAAGGGAAUCUGCUGAUCAAUAAUCCUCAUUUUAUCAAUCAUGGAGGAGUGUAUCAGUGCAUCGCUACAAACGCAUUUGGGACCAUCGUCAGCAGGGAAGCAAAAGUCCAGUUUGCUUUUCUGCAGAACUUCACCCGGAAGCCGAGGAACACAGUGACAGUGAGAGAGGGUCAAGCAGUGGUUCUCCUCUGCGGCCCGCCGCCCAAUUACGGAGAGAUCAAAUAUUCCUGGGUUUUCAAUGGCCAGCACAACUUCCUGCAGCAGGACGCGCGCCGUUUCAUCUCUCAGAGGACAGGCAACUUGUACAUAGCAAAAGUUGAAGCCUCAGACGCGGGGAACUACACGUGCGCAGUGAGAAACAUGAUGACCAACGCCACGGUGUUCAGCUCUCCAACCCCUGUGGUGGUGCGGGGGGACGUGGUGAUGGGGGAAUAUGAGCCGAAGAUCGAGGUUCAGUUUCCCGACACCCUUUAUGUUUCCAAAGGAUCAUCAGUGAAGCUGGAAUGCUUUGCCUUAGGAAACCCUGUGCCUUCCAUCUCCUGGAGGAGAGCUGAUGGAAAUCCACUCCCCGGGAAGAUUAAAAUCAACCACUCCACCGGGGAUCUGGAAAUUCCAUAUUUUCGCCCAGAGGAUGCUGGCGUGUACGAGUGUGUCGCUGAGAACAGCAGAGGCAGAAAUGUCGCCAGAGGACAGCUAUUAUUCCAGAAUGUAGAACAUCUUCAAUGGACCCAGAUACUGAAAGAUGCCCAUAUGGCCAUUGAUGCUAACCUGCAGUGGGAAUGUAAAGCCAUUGGUAAACCUAAACCUAGAUAUAGAUGGUUAAAGAAUGGACAGCCACUGAUAGCAAAGGAACGAGUUCAUGUUGAAGCUGGCAGACUGACCAUAUCCACGAUCCGUUUGUCAGACUCUGGGAUGUAUCAGUGUGUGGCAGAGAAUGAAUAUGGAUCUCUGUAUGCCAGCGCUGAGCUCAAAGUUGUAGCAUCACCGCCUGACUUUACCCACCGACCUGUGAAAAAGUCCUCAGUGAUCCAGAGAGGGGGAGAGGUGGUGUUAGAGUGCCGGCCCAACGCUUCCCCCAAGGCCACUAUCUCCUGGUGGAGAGGAGGCAAGCUGCUGAGGAACAGUAGGAGGCAGAAGAUCUUGGAGGAUGGCACUCUGCGCAUUACCAACAUCUCCAAAUCUGACGAGGGCAGCUACACAUGUGUGGCUAGAAACCAUUUUGGAGCAUCCAGCAGUGCAGGAGCCUUGGUGGUGAAAGAGCCCACCAGGAUCAUUGUUCCACCUUUAAGCUCCGAUGCCAGCGUGGGACAGAGUCUUGUCCUACCCUGUGAGGUGUCCAGUGACUCUUCCCUGAGUCCCGUGUUCAAAUGGUUUUUCAACGGCAAAGCCAUUGACUUCAGCAGGCAGGAGCACUUUGAGAUGAUCGGUGGGGGAUUUGCAGGUGACCUGAUGGUGAGAAACAUCCAACUAAGGCACUCUGGGAAGUAUGUGUGUAUGGUACACACUGAAGUCGACGCAGUGUCAGCAGCAGCAGACCUAAUUGUCAGAGGACCUCCCGGUGCCCCGGAGGGACCGGUGGUGACCGGUAUUAGUGACACUACAGUGCAACUAUCCUGGGGCUCUGGACCAGACAACCACAGUCCCAUCAACAUGUACAUUGUGCAAGCUCAGACCCCUUUCUCUAUUGGCUGGCAGACUGUGAAGACAGUUCCCGAUUCUGUGCCUGGACAGAUGAUGCACGCUACUGUGAAGGAUUUGAGCCCCUGGGUAGAAUACCAAUUCAGGGUGGUGGCAAUCAACAGUGUUGGUGUUGGAGAACCCAGCAUGCCGUCAAAACAGAUCCGAACCAAAGCAGCAGCGCCCAAGGUUGCACCGGUUAAUGUGAGUGGCGGCGGGGGAGCUCGAGGAGAGCUUGUCAUUACGUGGGAGCCGGUUCCAGAGGAACAGCAGAGUGGAGAGGAAUUUGGCUACCUCGUGGCUUUCCGCCCACUUGGCAGCAGCACGUGGGUCAAGACGGUGCUGGCUUCAGCGGACGUGUCCAGAUAUGUGUACAGGAACGACAGCCUUGCGCCGCUGUCCCAGUUUGAAGCCACUGUGGGCGUGUACAACAGCAUGGGAGAGGGGCCGUUCAGCCGUGUCGUAAAAGUGCUCUCUGCCGAGGAAGAGCCAUACGCGGCACCGUCGAGAGUAUGGGCUCGCUCUUUGUCUGCCUCUGAGGUUGAGGUGUACUGGGAACCAGUUCCUCCCAGGACCAGCUCUGAGAAGAUCAUAGGGUACGAGGUUCUCUUUUGGGAUGAAAGCUCUCAGAAGAGCGAAGCAGAAGCAGUGAAGGUUACAGACAGCACGGCUCUGCUCUCCGGUUUGAAGAGCAGUAAAGUCUACCUGAUCUCAGUCAGAGCCCAGAACAGCGCCGGGUUCGGACCCUCCAGCCCUUCCUUCAGCGUCACCACCAAGAAACCACCGCCAAGUCAGCCUCCUGGGGCCAUUGAGUGGAACCUGACCAACUCAAAGAUCUUUCUAAAGUGGGAGAGCAUCACGGCGUCGCAGAAUGAAUCGGAGGUGACGGGAUACAAGAGGAAAGAUAGACCUCAGCACCCCAGUGUUACAAUAUGGAUUGGCCCUGUCUGGCCCUUCAAAAUUAAAAGAUCUGUUCCAGAUGAUAAAAUGAAGGGCGUCAGACAGCAGAGAGAAUUCAGCUUCUUCUAACCAAUACCGCAAUGAAUCAUAUUUGAUCCACUUUGCAUACCUUGUGGAGACAAAAACACAGUUUUUGAUUAUUCUUUUCACAAUAUAUAUUCCCUCCCUGAGAUAUGCAGCCCCGGUCAUUUAAAGAUAAGCAUUUUGUGGAGCUGUGGUAUAAGGAAGCACAUGCACAGUCGAUACGCCUUGUUUAUUAAAUUGCCUAAUGCAAAACCUUGUAUUCAGGGAGGAGUGGGGGUGGGGGGGGGACUUCUAAUAUGAUUUCAUAUUUUCAAAUCUAUGCAUGCAAUUUCCUUUCUGCAUCAUGUUUCCCACAAGGGUCAACGCUGGACAUUAUUAUAACAAUGAAACAGCAUGACUAAAUGUCUUAUAAUAAUACCUCAGGUCCUUUUUCAUGUCCUCAUAAUAUUCACCGUUGACUCAUUGGAACAAAUGAUGUCCUCAUUUUAAACUCUUAAAAGGCAAAAAGAAAUCACCAUUUGACCACACUGACAUCUCCUACUCUAAAGUAGCUCAAUUUGGGUCAUUUUGCUAACCCAGCUCUGGAUCAAAAAUGGAUUGAUCCAGCCGACAUAACAAAACAGGGUUGGGUUAUGGGUUCCACCCAGUAUACUGGUUUGGGUUUUCAACUCAAAAAAAUGGGUCAAAGGGACUUAUGGCUAACAUUAAGGUUAGCAAAAAGUGGGAUGGCAAGACUUUUUCUUACUCUUCUUUGAAUCUUGGACCACUAAAUAAAUAGUGUUUAGGUUUAAUAUAUUUUCUUUUUAGAAAAACGACAUUAUAAAUUAUCAAAUUCAAAAAGGAAUGUCAAUAACCUCACAAAUUCUGAGAUUUUAUUAUGAUUAUUAUAAUUAGAAAUAUAAAUCUAUACAUUUCAAUAAGAAAAAUUCAGAAUUAACAUGAAAUGAUGUAACACUUAAAGUAUGAGAUUUAAGAAAUGUUUCUUAACACAAAGAAUGCAUUUAUUUUAUCUGUUUUUGGUUUGUGUUAAAAAAAAACAUAGUAAAAGGUCUCACAAAUGUUUUUCUUCUGUAAACUAAAGUCCAUAAACUGAUGUCUUCAUGCUUACCUAAUUGUAGGUUGGUUCAAAUCCCAACAACAUAGUGAAACUUUCCUUUUUUGUGAUUUUCCAAAUUAUGUGUGCCUAAAUUUUAAACGGUUUCAUUAAGAGUUACAUUAUUAACUAGAAAUGAUCAAAUGCAGUCUGAAAUCACAAAUAAUUUGGAAAAAGCCCUUUAGUUCGGGGCUAAUUGCGAGGCAUGAGGCAGAUGCUAAAUUUGCUGUCAUUAGCAACUGACAAUUAGCCCACCGGUACAAACUGAAUCUUGUCUGACGCUGAUUUGUGUACUAAAUACCCAAAAUACUGGCUCACUAACAAUUUAAAAGUGGUGUGGGCUUUCUCAGUGCAAAUAUAACCGGGUGUCAUCGGCCGAAGAGGUCUUAAGUAGACAACUCUCAAUACAACAGGCCAACUCAAGAACAAUUUCCAUCCUUACUUCAAAAUGAGAGUCUCAAAUAAAGAUCCAAUAGUGUGCCAAGCUUCCAGCACACACCUUCAUAUCUGACAGCUAUUAUGUUGACUGUUGGCAAUUCUUCAGCAGGGAAAGUAGCAAUUGGCCGUCCUAAAAGUCGCUAGAUGACGUCAUCAUGGUAUUUGCAUAUUUGUUCAUGUAUUUGCAAUCUGGGCUGUAAGAAAGAGAAGCUUUU